This is a messenger RNA of Pogoniulus pusillus (Red-fronted tinkerbird), 4582 nucleotides long. It is a transcript of the gene GMPR, whose product is annotated as guanosine monophosphate reductase. Gene Ontology annotation, biological process: nucleotide metabolic process. Bases 457 to 1494 code for a protein of 345 amino acids. Gene Ontology annotation, cellular component: GMP reductase complex. The record is from RefSeq and is a predicted model, not a curated record. Gene Ontology annotation, molecular function: GMP reductase activity. The transcript is spliced from 9 exons. Lineage: Eukaryota; Metazoa; Chordata; Aves; Piciformes; Lybiidae.
CAGCAGGGGCCCCGGCAGCCACCCGCUCGCUCACACGGAGGCGCCAUUUCCUCUGCCCUUGCCUUGCCCUUAAGGCCGCUGUGCCGCCAGCUGUGCCUGCGCCUCGCAUGGCCCCGCACGGGUGGAUGCAGACGGGCGCCUCGUCUCCUUUUCUCUCUUCCUCAUCCCCUCAUCCCCCCGGAACGCCCAGCCCAAUGGAGAGGCAAGGGUGGCUGCGGCGAGAGAAAGGGUAGGUGGAGGCCGGCUCCUCAGCUAAACACAACCCUCUCCUAAUAAAGCGAUGGGGUACAGGCCGCGGCGUCGCGAUCCCCGCGCCCUAUAAAUAGGCUCCGUGCGCGGCCCUCGGGCUUUGGCCGGCGCGGCUCUGCAGGCGGCGCGGUGCAGUGGAGCGCAGCGGGAGCACCGGGGCCGCCACUGCCGCCGCCAGGAGAGCCUCUGCCCCCAUACUCCAGCAAGAUGCCCCGGGUAGACGCAGACCUCAAACUGGACUUUAAAGAUGUCCUUCUCAGACCUAAAAGAAGCAGCCUCAAAAGCAGAUCAGAGGUUGACCUCACGCGCACCUUCACCUUCCGCAACUCCAAGCAGACAUACACAGGAAUUCCCAUUAUAGUGGCAAACAUGGACACUGUGGGGACAUUUGAAAUGGCUGCGGUUAUGGCAAAACAUGCAAUGUUCACUGCAAUUCACAAGCAUUAUUCUCUGGAAGAAUGGAAGCUGUUUGCUGCCAAUCACCCAGAAUGCCUUGAGCAUGUAGCAGCAAGCUCAGGUAGUGGAAAAGCUGAUUUGGACAAGUUGACAAGUAUUCUAGAGGCCAUUCCAUCUAUCAGGUACAUCUGCCUGGAUGUGGCAAACGGCUAUUCUGAGCAUUUCGUGAAGUUCGUGAAGUCUGUCCGUGCCCUGUUCCCACAUCACACCAUUAUGGCAGGCAAUGUGGUGACAGGAGAGAUGGUAGAAGAACUUAUCCUUUCUGGAGCAGAUAUUAUUAAAGUGGGUAUUGGACCAGGUUCUGUGUGUACCACUCGGAUUAAGACGGGAGUGGGCUAUCCACAGCUAAGUGCUGUUAUUGAGUGUGCAGACUCAGCACAUGGCUUGAAAGGACAUAUCAUCUCUGACGGAGGUUGCAGCUGUCCAGGAGAUGUCGCCAAAGCGUUUGGAGCCGGUGCUGAUUUUGUCAUGCUUGGAGGAAUGUUUGCUGGCCAUGACCAGUGUGCUGGAGAGAUUAUAGAAAAGAAUGGCAAGAAGGUGAAACUCUUCUACGGAAUGAGCUCUGAUACGGCUAUGAAGAAGCAUGCAGGAGGGGUCGCUGAGUACAGGGCUUCAGAGGGCAGAACUGUGGAGGUACCGUACAGAGGGGAUGUGGAACUUACCAUCCUGGAUAUCCUAGGGGGGCUGCGCUCUACCUGUACCUAUGUGGGAGCUGCCAAACUGAAGGAACUGAGCAGGAGAACAACCUUUAUCCGAGUCACCCAGCAGCACAACCAGGUGUUCUCUUAGCCUAGGACUGGAGGGCUGGAGAGAGAGGGAUGGGGAAGAGGGGCAGGUAUGGCUGCUGUCUUGGUUUGCUUUCUUCUCCAUGCUGUGUUAGAGGCAGACUCUCUCUCAGAAUGGUGGUGUCAGCUAUUGGAGGGGCUGUGGCCCGAAAGGGGAAGGUUGUACUAUUAACAUAGUGCCAUUGAUUCAAAACGCAAUAGCCUCAUCUUUUAUUGUGCCUAUUUUAUGUUUUUAAUCAACAUUUCUUUACCUGUUUCCCUGGCCCCACCCUCUGAUAAAGAGCUGCUGAACCCUCAGUUAACAAGGAGCUGGCUUGUUACGCCUGUACACAUUCACACAUUCCCUUUUAUUUUAAAGACUGACCUGUUAGCUAUCACUUCUGGCAGUGCAUUGCACACUGAGAGAGAUGCAGGGAAUUGUGUGGAGAAAUAAUAACAAUUUUUAAAAAGUUCUUAAAGUUGGCCCUGACAAAAGAAUGUAUGUUUGUGGCACAGCUGCCAGCCUCCAGAACGUCAGCAGUGGAUGAGGCCUGGCUGCUGCCAACUUCUUACUGUGAUGCCAAAAAUGACAGCUCUGUUUCACUUCUGGUUCACAGGCCUGUGGUCCCAUUCCAUCAGGUCCAUGUCCUUGUGACAGGGACACCGAGAACAGUCACUGAUAAAGAUUUGACUUAGGGUAGUUAGUUUUCUAAGUAGCAGUUCUUACCAUUAUUUUGAUAAGGUUGUCUUUCUAUUGCACUUUUCUCCUUCUCUCUCUGGUGAGCAGGAAAGAGAAAUCAGCUCCACAGAGGCUGAGCUGGUGACAUAACUGCAUCUCACCUAGUUACAGGUGGGUGUUCAGGGACAACCGUCAGGUAGGUCGGUGCUCACCAUUUACACUGUACAUGUCCAGCUCUCAGACAGGCUGCAAAAUUGAAAAAAAGAUGAGCUUGAGCCAUCCUUUAACACCCAAUCCUGUGCUCUAGUAGUUGCCCUAAUCUGCAUUUAUCUGCUGUAUCCUAUCUUACUCAGGCCUGCUGCCACUCUCAUAAGGAACUGGCGCUGAGGGCAUGCUGUGCCUGGCAAAGUGGUCCAAGCAUAGAGCAGAACCACUGACAAACACCAGGUGCCAUUUGUGGAUCUACCUCAGCUGCACCUUUAACCAGGUUCUCUGCUACUUGGCAUCCUUCUGUGGGAAAUGUCAUUCUUAACUGCUCCGUGGUGGGUGAUGGUGCAUAACCUGGUCUUCUUUAACCCCACCACCGCAAUCCUGUUCUGGCUAGAGGAAUGCUGUCAGUGUAGUAAACUCUGCUGCAGGACAGGUUUAUGACUGCUUUCCUUGGCCAGGAAACUGGUGAGCACCCAAGAGCAAUGCUGAGGUUUAGCCCAUGUGACUUGGUUUAACAUACCAAAGACCUACAAGCAGUGAUGCUGCAAGGGGCAGCAUUAUAUCCUUUAAACAAUCCCUGCUGUGUCCAUCUCUGUCUUUUUGAAAUGCAAGGACACGUAACACACAAUUGCUGCUCCCAGUAAUUUUCUGGAGCUCUUGCUGCACUACGUUUGGCAGCAUGGGCCUGCUCCCCUAGCUUACCUGAACUCCCCUUGGGCAGGGAGGUCUUGGCACGGCAACAGCCUUGCUUGUGCAUGAGUGGUGGCUGCAAGGAAUGUAAGUGUAGACCACUUAAGUGGGAGGACAGCCUGUGAGAGGAGUGGGUCUUGAGUCAGCAUCCUGCCAGAGGCAAACCAGUCUCCCAGGUCUCCUUUCUCUGGCAGAAACAAGGGGGUGCACCUCACCCCUCUGGUCAUUGCAGUGUCUCAUCCUCACUUGCUAUGGGGCAAGAGCUUUCACUGUGCUCUUCUGCCUAGCAUUCUUCCCACAUUAGGUUACAGUGGGGAGUUGAAUGUACGAUGGAGCCACCUUCUAAGUGUUGCAAGCAGGAGCAGGAGGAGCUUCGGCUUAUAUUUUCCCUUAGGAAGUGUGCCUCUGCAUUCCUUUCAGUUAGUAACAAAGGUAAAAGAGCAGCAAUUAGCCAAACCCCUCUAUGUUGCGACAGGGACUGGUGUUUUCCAGUCAUGGCCACGGUGAGUGUUCUAAGUCUGUCCUGAACAAAGCAUUCCCUAAUUUAUGUUUCUUGAGCUCCUCUGUCUUGAAUAGAUGUGCUGCUACCGCAUUCUGCCAGUGUGUGUACAGUGUCUGUCCAUCACUGCUGCCCACUCCUCCACCUGGGAAAUCACAGAAUGUUGCUUUUUAGUUGCUAGUAUCAGUUUCAUACCAGAAGUUCUUUGUUGGAGCCAGGAGGGCUUUUUCAAAUGCCAGGUAUGGCCUUGAUUGUGUGGAAGAGAGAAGGAAAAAAUAGCUCAGGCCCAAGAGCAGCAGUUUGUUCGCCUGUGGGUUGGGAGCCUCUCUGGGCUUACCUGUAGGCAGAGAGCUGGCUGGGAGCAGAAGGGCUGAAGCAUAUUUCAAUUAGAUGCACUCCUAAACACAGCAUGGACCACCUCCCUGCAACCUUCAGUUCUCUUGUGGUUAUUCAGAUGCUUAAGCAAGCCCUUCCCAGCAUCUACUUGACACAGUGUUUACUGGUGGAAGUUCUCAUAUGUAAAUAAACAACUUGCGAGUCCAAAACUCCAUGGCGUUGCCUGCGAUAACUGUGAAGGAUUUCUGCAAAAUCAGCCAAAAAGGGCUGAUGAGCAUUUGACAUCCCCCCCGCCCCACUUGGCCCUGCUGAGAGCAAUGCUCAGCGCUGCCCCCACUCACCUGCAGCAACAGUGUGUGCACAACGCCGCCACCACCACUGAAAUGCAAUGAGCAAACGUUAUAGAUUAGUUUGGUUUUGUUACACCAUAGCGAGCUUUACUCUGAUGAGCCAGAAGGGGUGUUACGGCCAUGGAUGGGUGCGUGUGUAUUUCUCCAUCCUGGUGAAUAAAAGCAAACGCUCUCAAAUGCAUUGCUGGGGGGUGUGUGUGUAAAUUAGAUCAGGCAAAUGGCUGCCCUAGAAACGCUCUCUCCUGUUCAGCCAUAACUCAUAAAGACAAACCAUGCGUUUGCAAUUGGCACUGUUAUUUUAUUAGUACGAGUAUACUGAAACAAUAAACUUGUACUGGUAUACAGACAA